Messenger RNA from Acanthoscelides obtectus, 1677 nucleotides. Lineage: Eukaryota; Metazoa; Arthropoda; Insecta; Coleoptera; Chrysomelidae. The record is from the annotation of a GenBank genome assembly.
AUGGUCAUGGGCCAUAGAACAGCAGAAAUAUUUAAUGAGCGACAUGAGAACACUAAAUUUCGGGAAGCUGGGUCAGUCGCCAAUAAAAAACGCAAUAUUGAAAAUCCUAUAAGGAACGAAGCAAUAGAAGUGGGGGUUUUAGGGCAAGUUUAUGUAGAUCCUACGUUAAGUACCCGCAAAUUGGAGACUGUGUGUGGUGUUAGUCGACGUACUGUCCAACGGAUUCUAAAGGCCCAUAGUUUUCAUCCGUAUAAAAUUCACCUGGUACAAGAACUUAAUGAAGACGAUUUUGAUCGGCGAUUACAAUUUUGUGAAGAUAUGAACGCCAUAGAUCCUGCAUUAAUAGCUAUAAUUGAAAAUCAGAAUGAUCGACGGUACAUCGCGAAUAGGUUGAUGUUCCAACAGGAUGGUGCCCCACCACAUUACGCAUUACGUGUUCGACAAUAUUUAGAUCAGACGUUUCCAGAUCGAUGGAUUUGUAGACGAGGUGCCAUUGAAUGGCCCUCAAGAUCGCCAGAUCUAUCACCUUUGGAUUUCUUUAUGUGGAGUCAUUUAAAAAGCAAAAUCUAUGCUACUCAGCCAACAUCAUUAGAAGACCUGCGACAAAGAAUUGUGAAUGAGUGCCUUCAAGUUACUCCUCAAGUAUUGCAAAAUGUAAAAAUGGAACUCAACCGAGAACAUUUUCGCGCCAUAAUUUAUUACAACUUUCAGAGAGAAUUAUCGCAACAAGAAUGCCUUGCUGAGUUACUGCCUGUUUUCGGCAACGAAGCGCCACAUCAGUCGACAAUUUCCCGUUGGUAUGGAGAAUUCAAACGUGGACGGGUGAGUCUUAGCGACGAUCCCAGGGUGGGUGCACCAAAAAUGGCAGUCACCCAGGAAAACGCCGAUGCUGUGCGCAAACUCAUCAUUGAAAAUAGACAUGUGACAUAUCGCGAGAUUGAGGCGUCCUUGAAGUCCUCAAAAACCUCAAUUCAAAAAAUUUUACAUGAAGAAUUAGGAGUAAGAAAAUUAGUUUCUCGUUGGAUACCCCACCUGUUGACCGAAGAGCAGAAAGCACCCAGAGUUAAUUGGUGUCAAAAAACGCUUGACCGUUUCAAUUCCGGAAACUCAAAAAAUGUGUACAGAAUUGCUAGUGAUGAUGAAUCUGAAGAAAAUCCAACAAAAGUCAUCCGUUCUCGAAGUGUUUCGAAAAAGAUGGUCGCGACAUUUGUGUCAAAAGUGGGUCAUAUUGCAACAAUUCCUCUUAAUGAGCAAAGAACUGUUACUCCGGAUGGGUAUACCACCAUUUGUUUGCCAAAAGUCAUCACCGAGCUUCAAAAAAUCAACCCCGAAAGAAGAAUCAUCCUCCCCCAAGACAAUGCAAGUUCGCACACAGCCCAAAAAACAAGGCAGUAUUUAACGGAAGAAAACGUGGAAUUAUUGGACCAUCCUCCAUAUAGUCCCGAUCCAGGUCCUAACGAUUUGUUUACUUUCCCGAAAAUUACAAACGGACUGCGUGGUCAAAGGUUCCAGUCACCAGAAGAAGCAGUUGAAGCAUUAAAAAAUGCCGUUUUGGAUCUGCCAGCAAACGAGUGGAAUAUGUGCUUCGAAAAUUGUUUCGAGCGCAUGCAGAUGUGUAUUAAUCUUCGUGGAGAAUACUUCGGAAAACAAAAAAUUGGUGCAGUUAUUGAAGUUUGA